Messenger RNA from Salvia hispanica, 399 nucleotides. The record is from RefSeq and is a predicted model, not a curated record. NCBI's taxonomy places the organism in Eukaryota, Viridiplantae, Streptophyta, Magnoliopsida, Lamiales, Lamiaceae.
AUGUGGCAGAGAUAUGUAGACGAAUUCUUAAUGAUUGAAUCGGAUGGGAGAAAAAUGACUUCAGCAGCUAUCUUAAACCACGACGGUGUCGUUUGGGCUAAAAGCGCCAAUUUCCCCGAGUUUAAAGUUAAAGAAAUAGUUAAAAUCGUGGAAGCGUUUGACUCACCAAGAAAACUUGUUCGAAAAGGCCUACGCAUUGGUGGCACUAAGUAUGAAAUUACACAAGUGGAACAAGAACAUGUAAUAAACGGUAAAAAGGGCACCGGUGGAAUCGUGGUGAAGAAGACGAGUAUGACACUGCUGGUCGGGAUAUACAACGAGCCGAUGACGGGGACGUUGUGCAAUGAGAUAGUUAAGAGGACCGCCCCUUAUGUCAUUGCACAACAAUACUACUCCUAA